This is a messenger RNA of Gymnogyps californianus (California condor), 6407 nucleotides long. It is a transcript of the gene ZNF518B, whose product is annotated as zinc finger protein 518B. Gene Ontology annotation, cellular component: nucleus. The record is from RefSeq and is a predicted model, not a curated record. Gene Ontology annotation, biological process: regulation of transcription by RNA polymerase II. NCBI's taxonomy places the organism in Eukaryota, Metazoa, Chordata, Aves, Accipitriformes, Cathartidae. Gene Ontology annotation, molecular function: DNA-binding transcription factor activity, RNA polymerase II-specific; RNA polymerase II transcription regulatory region sequence-specific DNA binding. The transcript has 2 exons. The coding region runs from base 242 to 3484 and encodes 1080 amino acids.
CUCGCCCUCGCCCUCACCCUCACCCUCGCCGGGUGCUGCAAGUUGAUUGAAUAAAAUUAAGAACAUGGAAUAUAAUAUGGAUGCAGUUGCUUGAGCACCGUUUCUUCCAAAGUGUAUAUUCUGCAGAUUGGUGGCCUGAAUGAUUGAUUGAUAAGCAGCACACAGAAGACUAACAUCAAGAAAACAUUCUGUCUGUUGCAGCUGUGUUUGACAAAACUGGUGCAGAGUCACAUCUUCUGAAAUGCAGUUAAAAAAAAUGAGGGAAAUUUUACCAAGACUGUACGCUGGCCAAGUUAAUGAUAAAAAUAAUUCCUUAACUACAUCCCCAAAGCAAUCUUCUGAGGAUAAAACAAAUCCAUCAAAAGGGGAUGAUGACCAAAACUGCUGUUACCAAGGGACUGAGGCUGAGAACAGUAAGUUGUCACUGAUAAGCUGUAUAAAAUGCAGAAGUGUUCAGAAAAUUUCAAUGCAAGAUACAGAAAAGCAUAAGAAGCUUGGGUGGACUGAAGACAAAAAUUUCAUCUGCAAGAAGUGCAGUCAUAUUACACCACCAGCUUUCCAUUUUGUUCCUGAGGGUGCCAAUGCUGUAGACUUCGAAAAGCGUGAAAAAAAAUCCCCAAGUAAAACCCAGAAAGCAUUUAAAGUUAAAAACUUUUUGCCAGGUAAAUACUACUGUGAUAAAUGUAGAUUUUCAACAAAGGAUCCUUUACAGUAUAAAAAGCAUGUAGGUCAACAUGAAGAAAUUAAAUUUAUUUGUUCCCACUGCAGUUACAUAUCCUACACCAAAGGAGAAUUCCAGAGACACUUGGUGAAACACACUGGAACUUUUCCGUAUCAGUGUGAAUACUGUGAAUACGGUGCUGUUAGACAUGACUAUAUAGUAAAACAUACGAGAAGAGUACAUGAAACACCCACAAAACGGCUGUCAAAUACUAUCAUAAACCACAAGCAAAAGAAGCCAAGUCAAAGCACUUUAUUUGAAAAGCAGAAAUAUGGUAAAAUUCCUUUUCAGAAUGAAUUUUCAAAUUUGUCUUCAAAUAUGGUUUGUGAGAUUCCAGAUAAAGCAACUAAAACAGUCUGUUCAUCUCAUGAUGUAGAAUGUAGUGUAACCACCGUAUCAGUCCAGGAUAAAACAAUAUUGGAGGCAUCUGAAAUAAGCGUAUGUGAGAAUCAAAGUGUGGAAGUUGAGGUUUAUUCUCCAAAAACAGAGCCUUUACAACCUGGGAUGCCUUUAACAGUAAUUGCACCGUCUGAACUUGUAGUUCCUUCUAACUGUUUAGCUCAGAUAGUAGAAAUUAAAAUAGUGAAUGGUGCACAACAGCUGGUUCUUAAACUAAUUCCUAUGAAAGAAGCAAUUUACAAACCUGUGAAUGGUGCUGAAGAGGAACUUGAGAAUCAAGGUAUAGAACGAUCUGCAGAAGGGAAAAAAACAUCUUCUGUGUCUCAAAAUGAGUUACUAACCAUGGAAGUGAAUGUAGACAAAUUAUCUAGUGUUAGUAACCAGCUUAAUUUGGAUAGUACAUAUGACAAGAAUUCUGAAUGUCUUUGUUUUUCUGAUUCUCAACUCUCAGACUGUAACUCUGUAUCUAUACAGAGGGAAGAUGCAUCAAAAUUAUGCUUUCAUUUGGUGAAAGGUAUUGAUGUCCAUUCAGGUGUUAUAGAACUUUGUUCUCCAUCUCUGGUGAUGAAUACUACUGAAAAAAAAAGUGAUCUUAAGUCCUCAAGGUGGGAAGUAGAUGGAAAAAAUGACUUACAUUAUGACUUGUAUUGUUAUGAAGAAGGUGUGGAUAUACCCCCUCCAAAAUAUGCUGCUAUUUCUGAAGAUAAAAGUUCCAAGAACAUUUCAGUAGAGGCUGCUCAGAAGGGCAAAAAUUCUUCUGCAGUCCUUAAACAAAAGGAUACAUUGCCUCUAAAGAGGGAUGACAAAGAAUGUAGGAGUCUGCCAGUCAGCUCUACAGAAACACAUUUAGCCGGUAAGGGUUUUGAUAAAAAAUCUGUUACAUCUUCUGAAGCAGGAAAAAACUUUCAUGUCACUAAAACUCCACCUUGUAAGGACAUGACUUUUGGCUUUAGCAAAGUAAAGAGAGCUGAAAACAUAAGUCAAAAGAACAGUUGUCUUCUGGAAUCAUUAGAACUACAGAAGAUGGAAAAUAAAGGCAGUGCUUUUGAGGGACCUGUUAUUUCAUCUGUGUUUUCUCUUAGCUCUGGGGCUGAAAACGUUCCAGAGGGUGUCAGAUGGGAUGACACAACAUGCAAUAAGAAGUCAGCAACAUUGCUGUGUAGAAAGAUUGCUCAGCUCAUGUCUGCUGCUGAAUCUAACAUGAAAUCCAUGCCUUUGAGAUGUCAAGCUUCUAGUAAAAAGGUGCUUUUCCCUCAAGAAAAUUCAGCAAGCUGUGAGAGAGUUGUUCCUGCUACUGAAGUGGAACAGUGUGCGUCUUUGCCUCAAGUGCAUAGUGGAAAUAGCGUGAUUAGUAGCGAAGAACACAGUAAAGAUCACUUGCUUACAUUUGCAAGAACAUCUAAAAGCAGGGUAACUAAAAACUCCCAUGUUGCUACUCCAGUGUUUAUCCCCAAAGGGACAAUGCUGAGAGUGCUGAAUGCUACUAGCAGUCAAAACUCAAAUGGAAUAGAAGACAGGAGUGAAACAUCAGCUCCUUCUGCGUAUUGCAAUGAAAUGUUUCUGCCUCGCCCGGUUCCUGUCAGUGUUUCUGAGACUCUUAGCAGUCAUUUGCCAUGUUUGCCUAAUCAGAGUGAACUGAAUGCUGAGUCCCGAAGUAUAUCGCUCAGGCAAAGACCGAAGCGAGAGGCAAGUGUUAAAAAUAUUAGCAAACAAACUGGUGUACUAUUUCAGAAAAGCAGUGAUGUGAGUAAGCAAAGCAAACCCUAUUCAAAAAGUCAACUAGGUCCCAAAAAUAAGGCAAAACAAGCAGGCUUCAGGGAACUUCCUAAGAGGAAAACAAGAACUCAGUCGGAAACCAGUUCAAGUUCUGACAUGUCGUAUCUGUUGACAGCAAGACGUCUUAGGCUUGUCCCUCUGAGAAUGAAUCAGUUGAUAAAAUGCCCUCGUCGUAACCAGCCAGUUGUGGUACUAAACCAUCCUGACGUUGACUCGCCAGAGAUAAUUAAUGUCAUGAAGGCUAUCAACAAGUAUAAAGGUCAAGUCCUGAAAGUAGUUCUGUCAGAAAGGACAAGUAGUUGUCUUGGUGUCAAACGUUACCGAAAGCGUCUUACUCUUCAGAAUGUUGAGACAGGAAACCAAGCAAAAAAGCAGAGUAUGCUAAAAAUGAAACUAAAAAAGACCCAUAAAAACAACUACCAGGUGGUGGAAACUUCACCAGCUGAAACACUUCAGUGUCUGUUUAAGUGUUGGUUUUGUGGAAGAGUAUAUAUGGACCAAGAAGAAUGGAUAAGUCAUGGACAGAGGCACUUGAUAGAGGCAACCAAGGGUUGGGAUGUUCUUUCUCUUCCAGCAAAAAAGCAUUAAGUGAGAGACUAGGGGAGGUUUCCCCUCUUAUUUUUAGUGAGUGCCACUAACUUGCUUGGAAAGGAAGAUUGAAAUAACUGCUUUAUUUUGCCAAAAGGUCUCUACUGUUAGCAAAGUGGAAGAAGAAAGCAGAGUUAUAGAGAUACAGAGAAGCCAAUAGUGAGGAUUAAGCACUACUUUGCACUCUCAUGUUUGAAAUUUGUAUUGGCGGUCAACUUAAUCUGUUCCAUAGGAGAAAUUUGAAAAAUAUUUGCUAUGCAAACAUCUUUCUAGUUACCAUUCUCUGUGCUAGGAUACUGCGCUGUAACUGGUUUGUGCUAGGUCUGUAUGGAUUAAAAUCUUAGACGAUGAGAUCUUUGUAAAUUUAACAGGGUUUAGUUUACUUUAUUACAGCAUGGUGUUUCAGAGGUCGAGCAUAUGUGUACUGAAAAGCACCUUUGAUCCUCUGUGGGCAGCAAGUGUAUAUCAUAGGUUUUAGUGGCAAAUUAAGCACCAUGCAUAAAAAGUAAUUCUUAAGUGCAAGUACUCUGUUUCAGUGAAACAAAACACUUCUGCUGACUUCAGAGGAGAUACGAGGGUGUAAAUGAAGAAUCUGUGGGAUCAGAGUUACUCCCACUAGGUCAGAUAGCACUAAAAAGUUUGAUUUUGUUUAGUACUUAGUCGUUACCUAGCCUGUAUUGCGUAGAUGUGAGAGAGCAGAACACUGUCAGCUUUCUGUACCAUCUUUGUUCUGAACAGGCAGAGCUGGCGAUAUUAUCAGGCUUGGAGCAAUAGGAGAGAGAAGCUUUUCUCUAUAUGGUCUUAAGGCUGUUCUGAAAUGUAAGGAAGUAGUAGCCAAACAUAAACCCUUUACCACCAUGUGUGUGUAGCCUGAUAGAAACACAUUUACAGAAUUGGGCAUUUGGUUAGAACUCUAGUCGGUGAGUUAAUGCUUAUUUACAGGGGGAACUUGCUGAAGAUGAAGACUUUGCAAAAUGAAAAACCAUGUUGCGCAGCUUUUACAUUGACAGUGUUGAACCAGAUUUUCAGUGCAAUCUUUCAUCCUUCUUAAGAAUUUAGAUGUUGUUAGAAUAUAUUUUUUGUAGGCCUCAAUUCAUACAAGCAUGUGCCUAGUUACAUAUUUACAUCUAACAUGUAUCUGCUGACUUCAGUGCAGUGUAAACAUUGCUCAGUUGCUUAAACACUUUCCUAAAUCGGGGCCAAAUUUCAAGUUUUUAGUGAAGAAGAGGUAUGGAUGAUACUGAAGUCUAAUGUUUCUGUACAUGAACAAUAGAUGUUUUUCUUCAUCUUGUCAAUUUUAAAUCAUUUUAAAAUCAUAUAGAAUGAACUAUAUUGAAGCACAUAUUUACAAUUAAAAUAACUUCUUACAUUUUUACAGAUAAGAAAAUCAAUACUGACUCUAAUGCUGGAUGUGUGUUGUAUGUUUGAACUGGGACUGCUCUUGAAAAACUGGUAGUUCCUAACUCUUUCACUGUUGGUGCAUUUUUGUAAACAGUUUAAGCUGGGAAUUUUUUUAAUAUACUCCAGCAGAUUAUACAUUGUUUUGAUAAAGUAUAUAUCAUAUCUGCAUUGAAAUGUAAAUAUUUUAAAACUACAUCUAACUGAGGCUUGUUUCACAUUGCUUUCCCAUCAUUUUGCAAUACAGUGUUAAAAUCCUUCAGAUAGUUGGUGCUUUAAGUCACAUCUUUUUCAUCAUGUACACAUGGAAACUUUUUGUAUCAUUUGUAUCACACUAACCUACUCCACAGAACAAACUUCCUUUUGUCUGUUUUGUCAAUAAUAAUGAAAUGACAGUUCUCAUUUUGUAUUCAAAUGGAAUUAUAUUUUUUUAGAUGGGUACACUAGAGGGGUUUUUUUCACUUCAUAUGCUUUGAUGCCAAACCUAACAGUACUAUUUGCAUUUUUGAUUGUGAAAAUAGCUUCCAUUUUAAAAUUCUGGCAUAUCACAUAUAAUAAGUAUUGAAAUUGUUAACAUAAGAAAAAAACAUGGUUAAAAUUCCUCCUUUGUUUUAACUCCUUCAGUCCAGGUUACUGUUUGAAUUAAUUUUGUUUCUGUAGAAGCUACUAAAUAAAUAGUUUUGAAUUUGCUUCGUAAGAGUUGUCACUGGCAAAACUGGAACAUUCCCCAUGAAAGCUGUACUGGGGAGGGACGGAGGAAGUGUUGCUGCUCAGCUUUAUAAACUCUAGGUGGUUUAAGUAUACUAGUAAUGCUUGUCUUUUGUAAGCAAGUUUACUGUUUUAGUAAACAUCUGCAAAGCUUUGUAUAUCACUGCUAUAAUCUGCUAUCUAAAUUGUUAAGCUGUGUUUUUUUCAUGGGUUUAAUUUAGAAAACUUUUUUUUUGUUUUAACAUGAAAACCUUUUGUAAGUGAAAUUGUAUGGUGGCUAUGAAACUCUUAAAGCAGAUUAUGUCAUGCAUCUUUUCCUUUUUAUGAGCUCUGCCAAACUCUACUUAGCAGCUUCUGAUAUGUUGAUUUUCGUUCUUAUUAUUAGAUAAUGUCAUGUCAGAAUAAUGUCCUUCAAGUUUAACAGUCUUAGUGGUUCGAGAGAAAUAAUUAUAAUGAAUGUUCUCACAUUUUGGUGCAGCAUUAAGAAAUAAAAAGGUUGCAAGGAAAUAACAACCAACUGCCAAAUUUUUUUUAGAGCUAGUUUGUGCCACUACAUAUUACAUCAUGAAUUGGGUUGGAAUGUCAUGUUUUGGGCUUCAGUGUUUUUAUUCUUCUUGUUCCUGUUCUGUAAGGAUAAAGUAACUGAGGUUGCUUUCUUGGUAUAUUCCAAUUACCUAGUCAAAUUUCUGAGUGUGCUUAGAAAGGAAGAUAAUGGAUGCUUUGCAGAAAAAUACUCAAGUUUGCCUUUCAUAUUUAUAAUGAAUUUAGUUAAGCCUUCCAUAACUCAAAUUACAUGAAUAAAUAUUACCAUAUUUUU